Mesorhabditis spiculigera is the source of this 360-nucleotide messenger RNA. The record is from the annotation of a GenBank genome assembly. NCBI's taxonomy places the organism in Eukaryota, Metazoa, Nematoda, Chromadorea, Rhabditida, Rhabditidae.
AUGAAGCUACUGCUCGUCUUCGCCGUUCUUCUUGCCGCCGCGUUGGCGUGCGACAUCAUCGUCCACGUCAAAUCGGACACGGACAAGCCAUUCCAGGCCCAGAUCACCGCUUCAAAUGGCAAGAAGAGUGACAAAUGGAACAUCACGAAGAAGAAGGAGAAGUAUACGUUCCAGCAAAAGGCUGAUGAAUGUGGGCUCCAUGAUUGGCAGAUUACCACUUGGGAGAAGGGCGUUGAGAAGGCGGCAGUCAAGGUGACGUUGGAUGGAACCGGACGUGUCACUUAUUUGGUUGGCGACGAUCUAAAGCCGGUGCAAAAGGAUCGCCAGGGCGCUAUCUGCAAGGGCCAAUGUGCACCGCUG